AUGGAUGAUAUUCCGGGAAUUUUGGCGACGGAAAAUGGUGAGUACUGUAGGGAGUACUGUAGUUUUUGGCGGGAGAAAAUUUGGAGCAUUUUGAUACCAAAUAAGCCCCGAAAUUUGAAUUUUUAACCAAAAAUCAAUUAAUUUUGAUGAUUUCUGGUCCAAAUUUUAUGAAUUUUCACAAAUUUCAAGCAAUUUUUCAUGAAAAUUCAAGUUUUUCGGGGUUUUUUGAGCAUUUUUACUCCAAAUUUAUCAAAUGCGCUCUAAUGCAAAUAAUGCGAAAAGCUCGAAAAUUCAAAUUUCCCGCCUUUUUUUGCCAUGUGGUUUUUCAAAUUAAAAAAAUUUGAAUUUUCAAAUUUUCCCGCCAAAAACUACAGUCAUAUUUGGUCUUAAAACGCUCCAAAUUUCGGCGCGAAAAAUAAAAAUUCAAAUUUUUUCCAGACCCCUUUCUACACCACCCACAAAUCGACCCCCAAAUUUCGGCGUCAAUCGAUGAAGUUACCGUAACUUUUGGUCCAAAUGCGCAAAAAAUCGAAAAAAUGAUAAUCGACGAAGUUUUGCACGAUUGGAAUCUCAAGGAAAAUGCGCAAUUUUUGGCUGAAAAUCUGAAAAUCUCGGAGCGUCGGCUGAAAAUCGGAGUUCAUAAUGGAUUUUCGUAUUUGUCGGAGCCGAUAUCGAUUAAUUUGAACGCGUCGAAUUCGAAUAUUUUGACAAAUACUUCGAGUUUGAAGAAACGAAGAGCUUUGAGCUCAAAUGAUUUGAGGUAAGUCCAGAAUUUGGAGCAUUUUGAGACCAAACAUGCCCAGGGGUACUGUAGCGCGUGAAAAUUCUGAAUUUUUUGAGACCAAACAUGGCUAGGCUCGAAAAUUUCGGGAUUUUUCGAUCUGAAAUUAGAAAAUUUUGGAUACUGUAGAAUCUACAGUAGUAUUUUUUGCGCGAAGUUUGAAAAUUUGAAAAUUUUGAAUUUCAAAAUUUUCGCGCCUGAAAAUCUACAGUAACCCGGAUUUCCCCCAGCUUGUUUUGUGUCAAAAAACUGCAAAUUUUCGCGCCAAAAAAUCUACAGUAACCCGUUUUCCCUCUCAGAAAUGGUCCCGUCUCACUCUUUGUCAACUCUCGAAUCUCGAUUCCGAACAUUUGCGAAGAUCCACGUGUCGCGCUGAUCUUCUUGGUCGAAUACACGUUCGCCUACGAAGAUCGACGCAAAUUCAGUCAGCAGCCGAUUUUGAUUGGAUGGGGAGCGUGGAAACCGUUUGGCGAGGAGGCGGCGGGAAGUAGGCACAAUGUGCUGGCGAGCGGUGAGUUGGCCGGCAAAUUUGGAGCAGAAUGAGCCCAAACACGGUGUGUUUGGGCUCAUUUUUCGCGCCGCACACAAAAGUGGGCGUGGCUUAUGGGGGGCUCAUUUUGUAGAGCACUUCGAGAGCUUCAAAAUGACACCCCACACGGUGUAUUUUGAAGCCACGCCCACUUUUCUGUGCAGCUAGACAGUGAGACGACGAGAGUGGGGUUAGAGACGCGAGAGAUACCAUGCAGCUAGAUAGAUAAGGCAAGAGUCGCAGAGGGGCUAGACGGCUAGAUAGAUAAGGUUAGAGACGCAGAGGGGCUAGACGGCUAGAGAGUGUGGUUAGAGACGCAGAGGGGCUAGGCGGCCAGAGAGUGUAUGAACAUGAGAGAUACCAAGCAGCUAGAUGAGGUGAGAGACGCAGAGGGGCUAGACGGCUAGAUAGAUAAGGUUAGAGACGCAGAGGGGCUAGACGGCUAGAGAGUGUGGUUAGAGACGCAGAGGGGCUAGGCGGCCAGAGAGUGUAUGAACAUGAGAGAUACCAAGCAGCUAGAUGAGGUGAGAGACGCAGAGGGGCUAGACGGCUAGAGGGUGUGGUUAGAGACGCAGAGGGAUAUACACUCGCUCCGCUCGAGCCGCUUGCGCGGAAGAUUCCGGGGCGCUUCGCGCAAGAUUGCGGCAGACAGCUAGAGAGUGUGGUUAGAGACGCAGAGAGGCUAGAGAAACCAGAUGAUGCUAGAGACGCAGAGAAGCUAGAAAGUGCAGAAAUUUUAGAGAGACCAGACGACGAGAGUGUGUUAGAGACGCAGAGAAACACAUUUAAUAUGAGCAAUGCUAGGAAAAUGAAGGAUUGCUCAUGUUAAGGUCCUUAAAGGAAGCUAAAACCUGUAGUUUAACAUGAGCAAUUCCAAAAUAUACCGUAUCUAGACUCAUUCUGGAGCAUUUUUCAAGCUCUUUUUCUUGCAGUCAGCCUCGUCGGCGGUCCGCGUCCCAAUCCGGAAGGUGCGCUCUGCUUCCGCAACCUCCUCCACCUCCGACAAUCCGACGAUUCGGUGUUCACCGAAUCCCAGCCACAAAUCACCAUCAAUUUCGCAUUUUUCCUCGAUCAACUGAGAGCCGAGAGCCGGAUAACGAGCCUUGGCGAUGGCCCGAUAUCGGCCCGAAAAAGCCCGAAGCCUAAGCCUAAAAAGCUUGAGCCCGAGCCCGAGGAGACUAAGAUUCUGAGCUCGACGAAGUUACCCGAAAUCUCGGCGAGAUCUGUGAAUUCUGAGCUGGAAAUUCUGGAGAUCUCCAAAGAUCUGGAGGCCUUUUUGGAGCCCCUAAAACAGCCCGAAGUGGGCCCGGAAAGCCCGGUUAUCUACAGAAUUCCGGAGGAAAAACCGCAGAAUUUUUCGAGAAUUUUACACGGUCUCUACACAAGAUUGGAGUUUUUGAGGAUUUUGGAUCGGAAUUCGGAGCAGCCUGAAAUUCAGGAUGUGAAUUUGAAGAUUUUGUCGAAUUUCACCGUGGAAAAGCUGGAUCGGCUGGAUAUUCAACACAUUUUCUUCCAAUUUUGUGCGAUGAAAAAAUUUGAAUUUGCCGCCGAGGACACUACAGUAACCCGCGUCUUUUUCUCUAUAAAUUUUUAUCGAUUUCCUGAGAUGAUUACGGAGAGCAUGAUUCUGAAGCAAUUUGAGAAAUCGGAACCUGCCGCGCUUUUGAGACAUGAUGGGAAACCGGGACUUGUGGUAAGUCUAAUCUGGGGUACUGUAGAUUUUGGCGCGUGAAAUUUGGAGCGUUUUGAGACCAAAUAUGGCUAGGUUACUGUAGAUUUUGGCGGGAAAAUUGAAUUUUUUGAAUUUUUAAAUUUCGCGCGCUUAAAAAUCUACAGUAACCUGGAGGAUUUUUAGCGGGAAAUUUGAAUAUUCAAAAAUUUGAAUUUUUAAAUUUAGCGCGCUUCAAAAUCUACAGUAACCUGGAGGAUUUUUAGCGCGAAAUUUGAAUAUUCAAAAAAUUUCCGAAAAUUUGAAUUUUCAAAUUUCGCGCGCUCAAAAAUCUGCAGUAACCUGGAGGAUUUUCGGCGCGAAAGUUUGAAAAUUCAAAAAUUUGAAUUUUUAAUUUUCGCGCUCUCGAAAUCUACAGUAACCUGGAUUAUUUUAGCGGGAAAUUUGAAUUUUUUGAAUUUAGCGCGCUAAAGUUUGAUCUACAGUAACCUGAAUUUUUGGCGGGAAAUUUGGAAAUUCAAAAAAUUUCCGAAAAUUUGAAUUUUUUGAAUUUAGCGCGCUAAAGUUUGAUCUACAGUAACCUGGAUUUUAGGUGGGAAAUUUGGAAAUUCAAAAAUUUCCAAAAAUUUGAAUUUUUAAAUUUCGCGCGCUUAAAAAUCUACAGUAACCUGGAUUUUUGGCGGGAAAUUUGAAUUUUUUGAAUUUAGCGCGCCAAAAGUUUAGCUACAGCUAAAAAUUUAAAUUUUCAAAGCUUUCCGCAAAAUUUGCAUUAGAGCGAAUUUGAUGAAUUUAGGGUUAAAAUUGCUGAAAAUUGAGGUUUUAGGGUUAAAUUUUGUUAGAAAUUUGGAUUUUUGAUGGAAAAUUAUUGAAAUUCUAUCAAAUUUGGACUAAAAAACCUGAAAAACUUGAAUUUUCUACUGAAAAUCAUCAAAUUUGCAGUCAAAAUACAUAAUGGAUUCAGACGAGGAUCGUGUGGAGUUCCUCGAAUUCCUGAAUUCCUCCCACGCCACAAUUCACAUCUGGGAUUCGGAUUCUCUUCUUCUAAUCGGCACGUGUCAUGUGCCUUUAAACAAUUUGAUGCGACGCGGAAAAGAGGCGGUGCAAUUAUUCGUGCAAUUGCCGAUUUUUGGAAUUGAGCCAACGAAUUCGAGACCCGUUGGCAUGUUGGCGAUGAAAUUGGCGAAUGUUGGAUGGCCGACGACGGGGGGGGGACGAGACAAGGUGGGUAGAGACGUAGAGGAGAAUGAGGCGAGCAUUUUGAGACCAAACAUGGAUAUGUUAGAGACGUAG
This is a messenger RNA of Caenorhabditis angaria, 4269 nucleotides long. The record is from the annotation of a GenBank genome assembly. NCBI's taxonomy places the organism in Eukaryota, Metazoa, Nematoda, Chromadorea, Rhabditida, Rhabditidae.